Messenger RNA from Caenorhabditis angaria, 3187 nucleotides. The record is from the annotation of a GenBank genome assembly. NCBI's taxonomy places the organism in Eukaryota, Metazoa, Nematoda, Chromadorea, Rhabditida, Rhabditidae.
AUGGUUGACGAAACUGAUCUUAAACAAGCGUUAAAUGGUAAUGAGAGACCAAUUUCAAUCACAGUGGCAAUCACAAUUCUGAAGGUGGGUUUAAUUGAAAAAAUUGUUACGAGAGAAAAAAUAUAUACUUUUUGAAAAAAAAUUAUUUGAAAAUUUUCAGGCAUUGUUCUUCGUUUUUGAUGUAGUCACAUACAUUCCAUUCAAAAUUUUUGCUGAUCCCGCGCAAAAACUUGAGCUUUCGAAACGAAUCAAAGCCGAGCCAGAGCAUAGUGAUCCAGAACAAGCUUGGAGCAAUGUUGAGGCUAAAGAUGGGCUUAUUCAUACUUCCUUUGAUGGAAUCCACGAUCUCGGAAGACAAUGGGAAGAAUGUGUCAAGUUUGUGAUUCGAACUUUUGAAGAAAAAAUAAAAAAAAUAAAUGUAUUUUAGGAGAUAUGGCAACAAAGAAUGUAUGGGAACCCGUGAAGUCCUCAAAGUGCAUAAAGAAAAACAACCAAACGGGAAGAUUUUCGAAAAAUGGCAAAUGGGAAAUUACAAUUGGCGAACAUAUGCACAAGUUGAUAAACGUAUCAAUUUAAUUGCGUCUGGUUUAGAGAGUUUGGGACAGAAAGAAAAAGAACCGGUGAUUUUGUUUGCUGAAACACGUGAAGAAUGGAUGACAACCGCGUUGGCAUGUUUCAAAAUGAACUUUCCAAGUGAGUAGAUAAUGUUGGAAGUUGGAAAGUGAAAGGUGGAAACUUCUGAACUUUUCAUGAAGUAUAGAAAUCAAACUUUAUUUCUAUCUUUUUAAUAAAAUUCAAAAUAAGUUUUUCAAAAUUGUUCCAUAUAUUUAUUUUUAAAUUUCCCACAGUUUUUGAGAUCAAAAAAUGAAACAUAUUGUUUCUCCUUCCAAAAUACACAUUCACAAUUAGCCCUACUAAUUCAAUCAGCAAAUUAUUUCCUGAUUUCCAAAAAUUUUCAAAGUGAUUAAAUUGAAAAUAAUCGGAAACUACGAAACACAAAAAAAAUUCCAGUUGCCACCAUGUAUGCCACCCUUGGAGAUGAAGCCGUCGAAUAUGCAAUCAAUGAAGUUGGCGCAAAAACAAUCUUCACAUCAGAAGCUCUUAUCUCAAAAGUCAAAAAAGCGAUGAGCAAUGGUGCUCCAAUUGAAAAUAUCAUUUAUUUCGAUAGUGUUGAUCCAGCAUCUCGCGGAGAAUCGAUUGAUGUUGAUUUGUCAUUCACACUUCUGUCAUUCGAUCAACUCUUGAAUAAAGGGGAACGUGAGUACUGUAUGUGUUUUUUACCUAAUGUUUGGAGUUUUUUGAAAGUUAACACAUUUUCUGUUGUUUUUCUCCUAUGUUUGUUUGAUUGAUUUACAAAAAAGUAUUUGGAGUCCCGGAAUAUAUUUUGUCUAAGCUAGUGGAAAUCUGAAGUGAAAAGAAAUAUCAUUAUUUUCACAAGUUUCAAAACACGUUUUCAGGAUCUCUAAAAUUUGUAGAUGAUAGAAGUGUGUUAAUUUUCUGUGAUACUUAUAGAUAAAAACAUUUUAACUUCAAGUGAUAUCUUUCCAGCAUCUCCAAUCCCAAUCCGAAGCCAUAAAGAUGAUUUGGCUUUAAUUAUGUAUACAUCUGGAACAACUGGAAAUCCAAAGGGUGUUAUGAUCUCACAUGAAAAUAUUGUCGCCGUCACAGCUGGACAAGCCUACAAUAUCAAUUUGAAGUAUAAUUUUUCGAUUUUUUUUUCAUCUUCAAUAUUUUUAAUGCAAAUUUUUUUCAGCGACGAUGAUAGAUAUAUUGGAUAUCUUCCACUUGCACAUAUUCUCGAAGUUUGCGCUGAAAUGGUUGUGUUUUCAAAGGGUGUCAGAAUUGGAUAUUCAUCUGCGCAAACUUUGUUUGACAGAGCUCCAAAGAUUUUGAAGGGCGAACAUGGUGAUUGCUGGGCACUUCAACCUACUUUGAUGGCGUGUGUUCCAGUAGGUUUUUUGUUAUUUCAAAAUUGCAACCAAUUCUUGAUUCUACAAUCAUUCAUAAAAUUCUUCAUUUUCAGGCUGUUAUGGAUAGAAUUUUCAAAGCAGUCAUCGAUGAAGUUAAUUCAAAUUCCGAAAUGUUCCGUGAAUUGUUCAAAACCUGUUAUGAAAGAAAACGAGCAAGAUAUGAAGAUGGAUACACCAGUGUAAUUCUCAAUAAAUUAGUUUUCAACAAAAUUGGCAAACUUCUCGGCGGACAUGUUCGUCAAAUUCUUUCCGGUGGUGCUCCUUUGUCACCAGAAACUCAACGUUUCAUGAAUAUCUGCUUCUGCUGUCCAGUUGUCCAAGGUUACGGUUUGACAGAAACUUGUGGAGGUGGAACUUUGGCUGAUGUUCAUGAUUUAUCGACAGGAACUGUUGGGCCUCCACUUCCAUGCACAAAAAUUUUGCUUCGCGAAUGGUCAGAAGCUGGUUAUUCACCAAAGAAUAAUCCACCACAGGGUGAAAUUUUGAUCAAUGGUCCAAAUGUGGCACAAGGUUAUUAUAAAAAUGAGGAGAAGACAAGAGAAGAAUUUUUGAUUAUUGAUGGAAAACGAUUCUUUGCAACUGGUGAUAUUGGAGAAUUCAGAGAAGAUGGUUCAUUGAAAAUUAUUGGUGAGUUUGGGUGGGGAUUUAAAUUGAGUGGAUUCAGGGCAUGGCUGGUUAGGCAGCGCGUUUUUUGUAGUAAACUUGUUUUGGAAACAAGAAACAUAAUUUUCAUUAUUUUCAGAUCGUAAAAAGGAUUUAUUGAAAUUGGCUCAUGGUGAAUACAUUUCCCUUGGAAAAGUUGAAACAAAUCUUUUGACAAACGCAAUCGUUGAAAAUGUGUGUGUAUAUGGUGAUUCUGAAAAAAGCUUCCUUGUCGCUCUUAUUGUUCCAAAUCAGAAAAAUUUGACUGCUCUUGCUGAAAAAUUGGAAGUUGAUACAAGUGAUUAUGAAAAAGUGUGCCAAGAUCCUAAAGUUGUGGCAGCCGUGCAAAAGGAAUUGGCUUCAUAUACUGCUUGUAAGUUGUUUUUCGAAAAGAACUUUUCCAAAUAUAACUUUUUUGUUCAGCAAAAUUACAACGUGUCGAACAACCCCAAAAAAUCUACCUCUGCUCUGAAGCUUGGACACCAGCUUCAGGACUUUUGACUGAAGCCCUCAAAUUGAAGCGUAAAAAUAUUGAAAAUGCAUUCCGCAAACAACUCGAUAAACUCUACAGUUAA